UCAAGGUUUGUGACCUUCCAACCUAACUGGAACACUCGUCAACUACCGGGUACUGAUUAUUGGCAGUUGGGGUCGUCGUACUGCCUUCGAGUACAUUCAGCAAGUUGGUAGUUUUGAAUGUUUGGACAGCCGUAGCCAUGAAAAGUGGUUGGCGAGUAGGGCGUCCCGAAGCUGUCCUGAGCUGAGGACAGUGUGGCGGAGAAGGAGGUGAAGUGUGGUUGGCCCGGGCUUUCAACACCCCAGGCUCUGCUGGACCGGCACUGAACUACUUCGGAAGAGUUUGGGACAAGCCGAUUCGGUGGCACUGCGAGAUGUCGCUGUCAAUGGAAGAUGGUCCAGAUUCUCCUUUCCCUAUCUUCUGCUUCAACGGCUCGAGACGGGCGUGUGGUCAGCAACGGUCCCUACAUCCUUCUAGACUGAGUUUUAGUGAUCUGGCCGGAGAGCGUGACAGAUCUCCAUUAGUACCCGCAGAAUUCUCACCAUGUUUGCUAGCAACUCCAAUGUCGCCAGGCUGGAAGUCUAGUCCCGGCCCAAUGCCCAAACGUUAUGGAGCUCGAAACAGGCUUGACGCAUGUAACACUGGCUGGAAGAGACCACGUAUGGAUAGUGGCACGGAUGGUGGGCCGCAGCAGAAAACUCAGGUGACCCAGUCCCGCUGUCACCUGACCUCAGUCAGCAGUCCUAGUCCCCUGACGCUAGCAGAGCCUGUAGUGUUUGCAGCAAGCCCACCACCCCCAGCAUUCACAUUCGACGACAGCUCCAGCAAGGCAGGCGAGAUGCGCAGGAAGCCCUCCAGUUCCUCUCCCAUGUUCUUCGGCGCCUUGCCGAGCAACACCAACCAACAAGCGAGCAUCACUUCUGGCAUGUGUCGCUCAUUGUCGCAGGCUUGCAUAGCACCCAUCGGAAUGAUGACGUCACCGCUACUCAACAAAGCCUUUGGCUUGAUAUCGCCAAGCAACCAAGGUGUGUCGCCACUUCUCAUUGGAGAUUUCUCACGGCCACAUAUAUUGCCGGUAAUUGACAACGCGGAGGUGAAGCGUAUCACUGGCGAGACGCUGAGCAGAGCACUGCUAGGAGGAUUCUGCCAGAACAGUAUGGUGGCCGAGAUCCACCUUGUCGACUGUCGCUAUCCGUACGAGUAUGCUGGCGGCCAUAUCAAGGAUGCAGCGAACAUCCAUGAUGACGAUCAGAUGGUGUCCAUGCUCUUCAAGAACACUGCCCUCCACAGCAACAACAGGGCGGAGCACAGUCCUACCAUCAUUGUCUUCUAUUGCGAGUUCUCUGUCAAGCGUAGUGUUGACAGGCUUCGCAACUUUCGGAAGCAUGAUCGGCUACACAACGUGGAGAACUAUCCUAAGCUGUGCUUUCCUGAGAUCUACCUGCUUACUGGUGGCUACAAGCAGUUCUUUGAGUCAUUUCCUGAGCUCUGCUCUCCAUGCGGCUAUAUCCCGAUGAAAGACGAGCGGCAUUCGCAAGACUUGAUUCGCUUCAGUCGCGGAAAGACCUUCGAUGGAACCAGCAAGAAGGCCGGCAGACAGCUUCGGCGGUAUGCAACGCGCGUGUAAUAAACUACUGAUGUACUUGGCAUGAUAUUAUGUUACUGCUCUGUAUCAUCAAACCUCAUCAUUGACAUACCGACUUCAUAUAGUGCAUGCGAGAAACUCAACGCCAUCACAAACAUGCGCGGGAAACAAACUACGAAAAGUGCAUGCACCGCUGAAAUUCAACUGAGAUGAGUCGUGCUAGAAUCUAAUGGACUCGAAAUGAUAAGAUGCCAAAAAAUACAAUUAUUCUGCAGCGAACCCUCCUGGUGCAGGUGGCAUUGUGCGAGGUGCGACGAUGUCACCUGCACUUUAUGCUUUGUGACCACAACAGACUGGGCAAGCCGAGUUUAUGUUGAGUGUCAAUCUGCUUGAUCCAACGCGGAUCGAUUUUGGAAAUAAUUUCAUUUUGCAUAGUUUUAUAUCAUUGCUCUAUUCUCCUUCCACUCAGCAUUCUAACUAAGAACAUACACUACGCAUACGUAGCACAUUAUUGAUAAGUUACUUUUAUCACACGUGUACUCGAUGUUUCAUAGAUGAUAUUCUUAUGUUACCCGCCAUCAUAACAAUAACCUCACUUAUGUUACAUCUUAUUCAGUAUUGUAACCUCGAACCACACCCUCAGACCAAAACAUAUUCCUUUUUUAUUUUCAACGCUGCUGCCACUACUGUUAUACUCUUCAUAGUUCUACUUUCCCAGACAGAUGAACAACUGGAUUUGUUUUCGCACUUCUCCACAUCACCAAGACUGACUGCAUUACCAUGGCUGUACUCUUGAUAAUACAUUGUACAUGGCUUUCACUGGUGCUGUCCUGUGUGUGGUCAUGUACAUCUCGGACGGAUUUGUUUAGCACUACAGUCGUGUACAUGUCUCAAGCAAUUAGCCACUGAGUUGUAUAAGGUUGCUACAACUCCCAGCCAAAGAAGACCAACAAUCCAACUAUCUCAAUGGAGUGAUGCAUGUUUGAUGUACAUUGUAUUCUGCUACGGUACUAGUACUGCCUUCGA
Molecule: messenger RNA, 2549 nt
Organism: Sycon ciliatum
Lineage: Eukaryota; Metazoa; Porifera; Calcarea; Leucosolenida; Sycettidae
Product: M-phase inducer phosphatase-like
Exons: 4
Coding region: 312-1565 (417 amino acids)
Biological process (GO): positive regulation of G2/M transition of mitotic cell cycle; positive regulation of G2/MI transition of meiotic cell cycle; G2/M transition of mitotic cell cycle
Cellular component (GO): cytoplasm; nucleus
Molecular function (GO): protein tyrosine phosphatase activity
Source: RefSeq, a predicted model, not a curated record